AACCAUCGACUUUGAACAUCGCCCCUCCAACACUCCCUUCAACGUCCGCCCAUCACGCGCAAUUCGCCUGUUCCCGCCAACCAUGGGGCAGCCCGUAGUCCAGACGAUCCAUAGGGAUCCUGCCCUGUUUUGGUGGAUUCUACUCCCCAUCACAGUCGUCAUGGUCCUUACAGGUAUCCUCCGCCACUACGCCAUGACACUGCUGCAAUCCACGCCCAAGAAACAAGACCUCCCCAAGAUCCGACAGCAGCGCUCACUCGUCCGCGGCGUCAAUCUCCGCACUAACGCGCACGUCAUCUCGCCCGCCUCGUUUGCGGCGCGCAAGGCAUACAUGGUGCAGGCAUUCCAGGAGGGAAAGUUCCUCGCGGAGCCCGAGAUGAGGGGGAAGCCUAGACCGAAUCCCAUGAGUGAUCCUGCGGCUAUGGAGGGCAUGAUGGGCAUGAUGAAGGGCCAGAUGACGAUGAUGAUUCCGCAGACGCUGAUUAUGGGAUGGAUCAAUGCCUUUUUUUCGGGCUUCGUCAUUAUGAAAUUGCCUUUCCCAUUGACGCCACAAUUCAAGUCGAUGCUUCAGUCUGGAGUGGGUACUCGUGACCUCGAUGUUAGAUGGGUGUCGAGUUUGUCCUGGUACUUCCUGACAUUGUUCGGCCUGCAGCCCGUCUACAAUUUUAUCCUAGGAAGCAACAAUGCUGCCAACCAGGUUUCACAACAGAUGGCCAUGGCGAAUCCAGGCGCGGGUGGUAUGAUGGGCCCAGAGCAAGACCCUGACAAGCUCUUCCUUAAUGAAGCCGAGAACCUGGAGGUACUGGAGCACCGAUGGAUAAUGGAGGGAAUCGAAGACCGACUGGUUGCCAAAUUUGGAGCGUGAUGUCGCUACACUAUGCUAGGUGUUAGUAGCUGUCGCUCAGCCCUGUAGUCAAGUGGCGUCCUUAAGUAUCGAGGACUGGCCCAGAAAAAUGAUUUAUCCAGCGUCAACCAUGCCUACUGGCAGAA
Molecule: messenger RNA, 990 nt
Organism: Bipolaris maydis ATCC 48331
Lineage: Eukaryota; Fungi; Ascomycota; Dothideomycetes; Pleosporales; Pleosporaceae
Product: integral membrane protein DUF106-domain-containing protein
Biological process (GO): protein folding in endoplasmic reticulum
Cellular component (GO): EMC complex; membrane
Source: RefSeq, a predicted model, not a curated record